Plodia interpunctella (Indianmeal moth) is the source of this 2408-nucleotide messenger RNA. RefSeq lists its product as uncharacterized. Gene Ontology annotation, biological process: vesicle-mediated transport. NCBI's taxonomy places the organism in Eukaryota, Metazoa, Arthropoda, Insecta, Lepidoptera, Pyralidae. The record is from RefSeq and is a predicted model, not a curated record. The transcript is spliced from 3 exons. Gene Ontology annotation, cellular component: membrane. Bases 169 to 771 code for a protein of 200 amino acids.
AAAUUUUUUGAUCAGUCAGUUGAUUGUUGAUUGAGUUCAAUCGAAGUUGGAGUGAAAAAAGAAAAUUAUCAGCCCAUUAUCAGAUAUUUUUAUUCCUGUUUUUGCUGAUAUUCUUUUAAACUAGUACUUCGUUAAUUAUUUACGAAGUGGUAAACACCGCCCCCAAGGAUGGCUACUUUGAAAAAUGACUUGGACGAAUAUUUACUGCAGAACGACAAAAGAAGUUACAAAAUAAGUUUACCUACUUUUUCGACUCCUACUUUUUUCACAAGAAACAAUGAUGCCACUCCUAGCAGCAGUAACAGCCAAAGUUGGUUUGAAGAAGUCCAGAAGGAUUAUUGUACAUUAAGCCGCACACAAAGAUUCAUAGGAUUCGGAAUCUGUCUCUUCCUGGGAAUUUUAUGUUUCUUUAUGUCGUUUUUGUUGCUGCCAGUACUUCUCGUGUAUGCCAGGAAGUUCUCACUACUGUUCACAUUGGGAAGUUUGUUUUUCUUGCUUAGUUUCAGUUUCCUCUACGGACCAUGGAAUCAUCUAAAAUCCCUGUUUUCCAAAGAGCGAGCUCUGGCUACAGUGAUGUAUGGAGCCACACUGAUUGCCACUUUAUACUGUGCCCUUCACCUCGGCAGCACACUCCUGACUGUGCUCUGUGCAAUAGCACAGGUUGUGUCUCUCAUCUGGAUGAUGAUGGGAUCAGUUCCCGGGGGCUCUUCAGGAGUUAGAUUCUUUGGCAGCAUGUUCAAGUCAUCAGUAUCAAACACAUUGCCGAUUUAACAAAUAUUAUCUCAUAUAAGUGAUGCUGGGAAAUGGACCUUUUUGUAAUAUAAGUUUUCUAUUCUAUUUUUAUACAUAUAUUUUUUUAUUUAGGACUAUGUUCUCUGAUUAGAAUGUUUAAAAAAAUACAUUGAACUGAUGGAUAUCGUGAAUUUAUGGUUUACUAUAAAAUUGUAAAUCAACCAAUAUAUUAAACAUAUCAUAUUUUUCUAUAAAGUCAGUGACAAGUACAGCCUGUGUAAAUGUUUUUUUUGUCAAGUGUAUGUCAUUUUCUUUACUUGUUUUUACAGAUAGCGUUAAGACCUUAACAAAUAUUGCAUGUAAUAAUAAAUUAGCAAUAAAAAACAACUAGCUGCGCCCUGGGGCUUCGCUCCCGUGGGAAUUUCGGGAUAAAAAUACCCUAUAUCUUAUUUCAGGUAAUUUUCUACCCGUGUACCAAAUUUCCUAACAAUCAGUCCAGUAGAUAAUUCGUGAAGAGGUAACAAACUACUUUCGCAUUUAUAGUACUAUUAGUUGGGAAAUAGAAAAUGGCGCUGUAAUCCUUGUUGACUGUAUUGUUUAUUUAAAUGAACUAUAUAGCUGUCUUGCCAAUAUCAAAUGAGACUUAUGUAGGUAAAAUUAUGUAAAUUACAAUAUUAUUGAAAAAAGUCAACAUGUAAAAUAAAUUUUAAAAUAAGUAACUGAUAAAAUUCUAUUUAAUGUUAUAUUUUUUAAAUAAGUUUUCGAUAAGAAAUCUAAAUGAAGAUAAAGUCUUCAACUAGAUACAUUCGUAAAAAGAAAACAAGAGGAAACAUGUAAUUAAAUGACUUUAGUUUAAAAACCAUAAGCCUAUUAUAUAAUAAAAUUUCAGGAUUUUUCACACCCUACACUUGUUGAGUUCCUUACGGACCAUUAAAUUCCAAAAAUGUUGCUGAAUGAUUACUGAAUGAAACAAGUCUUAAUAAUUUAUAAGAUGCAUAUUACAGAGAAAAAGCUGCGGUAAAGUUUGGCCGCUUCUUUUUCACCUGCGCUUUGGAAGUCUGCUGACAUUGUAUGUAAUUUUUUGACGUCAAUAAGCGAUGUGUAUAUAUCAUCCUAACAUAAAAAAAGAACUUUGAAUGUUUCCAAAAGAAAAGGAUGAAGGAUUUGCUUGUCGAAUUUAUCUUUUUGUAUACUUAUUAGAUUCUAAAACAAGACUUGCAAGACCAAAUUCCCAAGUAAUAUUUAUACGUGUAUAAUUUGUUUACAAAUGGCUAAAAGUUAAGUUUAUAAAUUAUAUACUAUUGUAAUGAUAAUUAAUUUAAUAAAAUAGUUAUCUUUUUUUCGUUUCGGUAUCUUGUAAGAAAAAAAGUAUUAUUUAACUUUAUUCUAAGUUACUUUGAGAUGUGGAAAGCAUACACAAUCUAGUUAAAUUCUACAACGAAUUAUGUAGGUAGGUACAUUUUUAAUAUUCCCUACUUCAAAUUAUAUUAUUGCCAUUACGAUAUUGUAAUUUUUUAAUGCAGCAGCAUAAACAUAAAUUAUUAUCGACAGAUUGGUUAAACAUGCAUGCGUGAUUGUAACUUCUGAAGUUUUGUGAGUAGGUACCUAAAUUGUCUUUCUGAAGUUUUGUGAGUAGGUACCUAAAUUGUCUUUUCAAUAAACGAUGAAAACAUGAA